UUGACAUGGUGGUGGGAGACGUUACCAUCCUGGGGAAUAGGUCACGGUAUGUUGAUUUCACUACUCCGUACUCAGAGUCUGGGGUUUCCAUGAUUGUUCCGGUUAAAGUUGCUGACGUGAAGAGUGAAUGGAUUUUUAUGAGGCCUUUUGAAACGAAGCUUUGGAUAACAACAGCAGCGUUUUUUAUCUACACUGGUUUUGUAGUUUGGGCUAUUGAGCAUCGCGUAAACAAAGAAUUUCGUGGCCCUCGUGAUCGACAAAUUGGAACCCUCUUGUGGUUUUCCUUCUCCACGCUUGUCUAUUCGCACAAGGAGAAGUUGAUAAGCAACUUAUCAAGAUUCGUGGUGAUAGUGUGGGUAUUUGCGGUUCUUGUACUGACGUCUAGCUACACAGCAAAUUUAGCAUCCAUGAUAACGCUACAAAGCUUCGAACCAACUGUCACGAGUAUAUAUGAACUGAAAGCAAGAGGAGACUACGUGGGAAUCCAAGAUGGUUCCUUUGUUGCAGAGAUGUUGACCAAGGAGAUGGGUUUUCCUCAAGACAAGUUGAAGAAGUAUACCAACAUCCAAGAGUAUGCUGAUGCCCUUUCAAAAGGAAGUAAAAAAAAUGGAGUUUCUGCCAUUGUUGCUGAGCUCCCUUAUCUCAAGAUGUUGCAGGCCAAGAACUAUACUAAGUAUUCAUUGGUGGGACCAAUCUUCAACACUGCAGGCUUCGGUUUUGCAUUUCCAAAAGGAUCACUGAUGGUAUCCGAUUUCUCAAAAGCAAUAUUGAGAUUAAUAGAGGAUGAUACGAUGACACACAUAUCAAAUAGAUGGAUGGAAGAUGAAGCGCAAUUAUCUAAGAAAGAUAAUCAGGUUGAACCCUUUGACAAGCUGAAAUUGGAUAGUUUUAGAGGUCUUUUUUAUAUCGCUGGUUUUUCCUCGACAUUUGCGUUGGUCGUCUUCCUAUUUAAAUUCAUGUAUGAAAACAAGGAGAUACUAACGUCACAAGGCUCAAUAUACGAAAAGUUGGCCGCAAUCAUACGAAGCUUUGAUGAGGAGAAAUAUCAAAAGUCCUCUAGGAAUUCGAUAAAAGAAACCAUAGAUGGCAGUCAUAUGGGUGUAGAAGAUCAUACGACAGUCAAUCCACUCCAGAGUCCAAUCCCCAUUGAUCAUCAAGUGGAAGGAGUGAUUUCACCUGGGAGUACUCCAAUUCAAUGAGCAGAUGAUUCCUUAUCUCUAAAGGUUUUUGUUCUAGCUUUUAAUAUUGUAUUCUAUUUCAUGAUGUGAACAAGUUUUA
Messenger RNA from Cynara cardunculus var. scolymus (artichoke), 1278 nucleotides. RefSeq names its product glutamate receptor 2.8-like. The coding region runs from base 6 to 1199 and encodes 397 amino acids. The transcript is spliced from 3 exons. Gene Ontology annotation, molecular function: ligand-gated monoatomic ion channel activity; signaling receptor activity. Lineage: Eukaryota; Viridiplantae; Streptophyta; Magnoliopsida; Asterales; Asteraceae. Gene Ontology annotation, cellular component: plasma membrane. The record is from RefSeq and is a predicted model, not a curated record.